Rotaria socialis is the source of this 2217-nucleotide messenger RNA. The record is from the annotation of a GenBank genome assembly. Lineage: Eukaryota; Metazoa; Rotifera; Eurotatoria; Philodinida; Philodinidae.
AGCGUAGGUAACUUUUUCUAAAUACUGCAUUAAGUUUCAAGCUUAUUAAUCUCAAAUAUGAUUAAAAGAUAGUUCAUCGGAUUAUGUCGGUCCGGUCCGGUCGGUCCAGACAAAUCAACGGGUCGGUUCGGACCGGACCGUUGUGAUUAAUGUGUCGGUCCGGGUGGGCCCACCUAGCUGACGGGUCGCAACGGGUCGGGUCGGUCCAUGAAAAGUUGGACCGUUGCGACCCCUGAUUCACACACAACGAGAACAUCAGUUUUCGAGCUUUUCCCAAUUUGUAAGAGGAUCCCACAGUAUAAAAGCUUUUGACCAUUAAACAAGGAGACCAUCAUGUCAGUUCAAUAUAUUUCUGAAGAACGUUUUCGCCCACCACAUUGCACCGAUCAAAAAUUCAAUUGCUGCCACAAUAAAAAUUUUUAUUACAACUCCGGGAAAAAUUGUCAAAUAACUGUGUAAUAGUUUAUCGAGAUCCAACAACCCGAAUAUGUAGUCAGUUUUUCGCUCGAGUUCCUAUUGGUCAGAAAAUCGGUCCCUGCCUAAGUCAAAAACUGUAAAGGUAGAUUUUUUAUGUCAACUCGGAGAUAAAUUCUGAGGCAACUUUGUAAUAGGUUAUCGAGGUCCAGCAACCCGAAUAUGAUUUUUAUUGAGAUCAAGCGUCAUUUGAUCAAAUAAUAAUGAUAAGUUCUACUUUAAAACUUAAGACAUGGUGAAAUAUUUGUUUCAAUUUAGCGCAAGGGUCACUUGAACAAAUGAUAAGGGUGAGUUCGGAUUUGAAAGUUACAAGCUGAUGAAUUUUUUUUUCUGUUUAGAUCUAGGCUCAGCUCUACAAAUACUAAUGGUAAGUUCCAUUUUUCUAAGUUACAACCUGAGGAAAUAUUUUAUUUAUAUUUAGAUCCCCUCUCAGAUGAAGAAAUACUAAUGGUGAAUUCGAUUUUGAAAGUUAAAUGCUGAUGAAUUAUUAUAUUUAUAUUUAGGUCAAGUGUAAGAUGAAUAAAUACUAAUGAUGAAUUCGAUUUUAAAAGUUACCACCUGAUAAAUCAUUUUAUUUCUUCUUAGAUCGAUUCUCGGACGAACCAAUAUUUAAUGAUGAGUUCCAUUUAGAAAGUUAAAAGCUGAUGACUUAAUUUUUUUUUUCUUUUUAGAUGAAACAUCCCACACCGAUCACUUCACCCACCGGAAUCUGGAGGAAUUGGCAGGAAAGAUGCCUGAAAGUCCCCGUAUUCUGUAGGGGAACACAUGGUGUCGGUGGAACAUGGAAAUAGUAUCCCGGUCGCGAACCUUCCUGAUUUUUCUAGUGACUUCCGACCAACUUGCGAUGCCAUUCGGCAAGUUGCGCCGGAAAUCAUUGAAAACAAUUUGCGAAAGUUGGCGGUCGGAAUACUGCUUCCAUGUUCCAGCGAUAUCUUGUGUUCUCCUACAGAAUACGGCGACUUUCAGACAUCUUUCCUGGUGGUUUCUACAAAACCCGGUUCUUUUUUUAGAGAAUGGGUGUGUUUUCCAGUGAAUAGUGGUGGAAAACUACUUCCAUAAUGCAUUGGUGGUGCAAUGGACUCAGCAUUUACUUUAACACUAGCUAAUAUUUUCAUGUGGAAAUGGGAGAAACAACUUGUUCACCGACUGGAAGUAUCCAAUGAAAUCUACGGCCGGUAUUUAACAUGGUUCAUAAAAGAAUAUAUUUUGACUAUUAUAUCUCAUUUUAGAUAUGUUGACGAUAUUUUCUUUACGUUGAACGAUUCACUCGAAUCUAUCGACCGAAUGUUAGAUGAAGCUAAUAACUUUCAUCCAAACAUUUAAAUAGUACGACAAAUCGGUAGAAGUGUUCCAUUUCUUGAUGUAUUCAUUCAGAACAACAGUAACGGAGCAUUAAAAACUUCAGUGUAUCAUAAAGCAGCAGCUGAGCCAUAUGUCGUACCAUUUGGAUCAGAUCAUCCUAGUCAUGUUUUCCGAAGCACUGUUGAUACUGCUAUUAUGAGAGCAGUUCAUUAUUCAACAACCUUAUCUCAAUUCGAAGAAGAAAUACAACAUAUGAAGCUCAUGUUUCUCUAUAAUGGACAGCCGAUGUAUUUAACACGAUCAUCAUCGAUACUCUAUGAAAUAUUAAAUAAAACUUUAAAUUAUUCAUUAAAGAAAAAAGAUGAAAAACAAUUUAUCAAUGUACGACUUCAACUAUUAGAUCAACAAUAUUGUUUAGAAAAUGAUCGACAAUUAUGGUAA